Molecule: messenger RNA, 474 nt
Organism: Chenopodium quinoa (quinoa)
Lineage: Eukaryota; Viridiplantae; Streptophyta; Magnoliopsida; Caryophyllales; Amaranthaceae
Product: transcription factor bHLH168-like
Exons: 4
Coding region: 1-474 (157 amino acids)
Biological process (GO): regulation of transcription by RNA polymerase II
Cellular component (GO): RNA polymerase II transcription regulator complex
Molecular function (GO): DNA-binding transcription factor activity, RNA polymerase II-specific; RNA polymerase II transcription regulatory region sequence-specific DNA binding; protein dimerization activity
Source: RefSeq, a predicted model, not a curated record
AUGAAAAGAAGUUACGAGAACCCUUCUUCAUCUUCAAAGCAUCCGCAACAAAGAAACAGUAGUAGAUCCCAUUUCAAUCAACUUUGCUCCAAUCUCACUUCUAUCAUUCCUCCUCAACAUUUUCAAAAUUCAGUGGAUAUGCUAUGUCAAGCUGAUAAGAUAGAAAAAGCAACAAGCUACAUAGUGGAUUUGAGAGAAAGAGUAGAGAACUUAAACAAGAGAAAAGAGCAACUAAUGAUUGAAGUGAAAGAUUUGGGUAGUGUUAUAGAGGUGCAACUGGUGGUGCAACAAGACCGCGAUAUCAAAUUACAUGAAGUGAUUAGGGUUCUUGAGGAAGAAGGGGCUGAAGUUGUCAAUGCUACCUUCUCAACUUCUGGGAACUAUAUCCUCCACACUCUCCAUGCUAGGGCUCGAAAUACCAGAAUUGGAAUUGGGACUUCCAGAGUGCAGGAAAGAUUACAUGAGCUGAUUUGA